Molecule: messenger RNA, 1526 nt
Organism: Rhododendron vialii
Lineage: Eukaryota; Viridiplantae; Streptophyta; Magnoliopsida; Ericales; Ericaceae
Product: upstream activation factor subunit spp27-like
Exons: 6
Coding region: 241-1224 (327 amino acids)
Cellular component (GO): nucleus
Source: RefSeq, a predicted model, not a curated record
UUUCCACUCCAACGAGGCAACGAGCAACGAGAAACAGAUGAGAUCUUUCCCAAAACACCACCUUUACAUCAAUUUCCACAAAUACCCUCCCUUCCCCGACACAUCUACACCCCUCUGCCCCUGACAAAAUCCCACUCCACAGCCCCAAAAUCGCCAUUUCCAAACCCUACAAACCUCUCCAGUCUCCCCUAUCAAGCCUCUCCGCCGAAAUACGGAAGCAGGAAACGACGCCGGAGAAAAAUGGUAAGCGACGCGGAGCUGGUCGGCCGGCUGCGCGAGUUCCUGCGCACCUCCGACCUGACCACGACGACCACGGGUACAGUGCGCCGGAAGCUGGAGGAGGAUUUCGGGAUCGAUUUGUCGGAGAAGAAGGCGUUUAUAAGGGAGCAGGUCGAUGUUUAUCUCCAGAACCACCUCAAGACGUCCGAAGCGGAUGACGAAGAAGGGGAAGGGAACGAGGAGGAGGCGGCGGCGGGGGUAAAAUCGGGAGAAGAGGAGGAGGAAGAGGAGGAGGAGGAGGAGGGAGAAGAAGAGGAUGUGGAGACUAGCAAUGGCAAGGGUGUUGUUGAAAGGAGGUCUAAGAAGCAAAAAACAGAGGUCAAGAAAAAAGGGGGUGGAUUUACCAAAUUAUGUAGCCUUUCUCCAGAGCUUCAGAAAUUUGUUGGGGUUCCCGAAUUGGCCAGAACUGAGGUAGUCAAGCAACUGUGGGCCCAUAUUCGUGAAAAGAAUUUGCAGGACCCAAGCGAUAGGCGGAGUAUACUUUGUGAUGACACAUUACGUGGGCUUUUUGGCGUGGAUCGCAUAGGCAUGUUCCAAAUGAACAAGGCCCUUACAAAGCAUAUCUGGCCGUUGGAUUCAGAUCAUGCAGCUCCAGUUAAGCCUCCACAGAAACAGAAGCAACAGAAGCAAGAGUGCAAAGAAGAUUUGGACGAGCCAAAAAGAAAGAAAAAACAGCAGAAAGGAGGAACUUCAGGUUUUCUUAAACCUACUCCUCUCUCGGAUGCUCUAGUGAAGUUCCUUGGUACAGGGGAAAGUGCAUUGCCUCGAUCUGCAGUUGUUAAGAGAAUCUGGGAAUACAUAAAACAGAACGACCUCCAGGAUCCAUCUGAUAAGAGAAUAAUAAUUAGUGAUGAGAAGCUGAGAGAACUCUUUGAUGUCGACACCUUCCAUGGGUUCACGGUUUCAAAGCUAUUAAACGUUCAUUUCAUAAAGACAGAACAGUGAGUUGCUCUUAAAUUGCUCCUUGUUAUGCCCAAAGAGCUUGGGGAUUUUGCCUGUGAGUUUAGUGUAAGUCUCUAAGCUUCUAACCCUUUUUGCCGUUCUUUUGUAAUCCUGGUCAUGUAUUUCAUCCUGCAAUCUAACAAACACAAAAUAGAAAAAAAUGUACAAGGAAGAAGGCCAUUGCUGCCUUAAUCAUGACACGUUCAAAUUUUCCGUCUUUCUUCAGAAGCAAACUGUUUUGUAUUUUGAUUAGCUUUCCGUUUCUGAAAGAUGUGAAUGCCAAUGCGGUUUGGAAAUUUUCUUCU